Lottia gigantea (owl limpet) is the source of this 1353-nucleotide messenger RNA. RefSeq lists its product as hypothetical. Lineage: Eukaryota; Metazoa; Mollusca; Gastropoda; Lottiidae. The record is from RefSeq and is a predicted model, not a curated record. Bases 1 to 1353 code for a protein of 450 amino acids. The transcript has a single exon.
AUGUUAACUUCCAAUGGUUUCAACGAAACUAACAAAUUGUACAGUACUAGUUAUAUAAGAACUUAUCUAUUGUACAGUUCUGGUUAUAUAAGAACUUACCUAUUGUACAGUUCUGGUUAUAUAAGAACUUAUCUAUUGUACAGUACUGGUUAUAUAAGAACUUGCCUAUUGUACAGUACUGGUUAUAUAAGAACUUGUCUAUUGUACUGUUCUGGUUAUAUAAGAACUUAUCUAUUGUACAGUACUGGUUAUAUAAGAACUUGCCUUUUGUACAGUACUGGUUAUAUAAGAACUUACUUAUUGUACAGUUCUGGUUAUAUAAGAACUUACCUAUUGUACAGUACUGGUUAUAUAAGAACUUACCUAUUGUACAGUACUGGUUAUAUAAGAACUUACUUAUUGUACAGUUCUGGUUAUAUAAGAACUUACCUAUUGUACAGUACUGGUUAUAUAAGAACUUACCUAUUAUACAGUACUGGUUAUAUAAGAACUUACUUAUUGUACAGUUCUGGUUAUAUAAGAACUUACCUAUUGUACAGUACUGGUUAUAUAAGAACUUACUUAUUGUACAGUUCUGGUUAUAUAAGAACUUACCUAUUGUACAGUGCUAGUAAUAUAAGAACUUGCCUAUUGUACAGUACUGGUUAUGUAAGAACUUACUUAUUGUACAGUACUGAUCCUAUAAGAACUUGCCUUUUGUACAGUACUGGCUAUAUAAGAACUUGCCUUUUGUACAGUACUGGCUAUAUAAGAACUUACUUAUUGUACAGUUCUGGUUAUAUAGGAACUUACCUAUUGUACAGUGCUAGUAAUAUAAGAACUUACCUAUUGUACAGUUCUGGUUAUAUAAGAACUUACCUAUUGUACAGUACUGAUCCUAUAAAAACUUGCCUAUUGUACAGUACUGGUUAUAUAAGAACUUGUCUACUGUACAAUACUGGUUAUAUAAGAACUUACCUAUUGUACAGUACUGGUUAUAUAAGAACUUGUCUAUUGUACAGUACUGGUUAUAUAAGAACUUACCUAUUGUACAGUACUGAUCCUAUAAGAACUUGCCUAUUGUACAGUACUGGUUAUAUAAGAACUUACCUAUUGUACAGUACUGGUUAUAUAAGAACUUACUUAUUGUGCAGUACUGGUUAUGUAAGAACUUACCUAUUGUACAGUACUGAUCAUAUAAGAACUUGCCUACUGUAUAGUACUGGUUAUAUAAGAACUUACCUAUUGUACAGUACUGGUUAUAUAAGAACUUACUUAUUGUACAGUUCUGGUUAUAUAAGAACUUACCUAUUGUACAGUACUGAUCAUAUAAGAACUUGCCUAUGGUACAUUACUGGUUAUAUAAGAACUUAA